UUAAUGAGUUCCUAGGCACUUCCGGUUAACACGCAAACAUGAGAAAUGGAUUUUAAAUUAUGUCUGUUUUAAGUGACGAUGACAGUGAUUUUAAAGAAAAUGGUGACUUGGGACUAGGCUUAGGUUUAAAACCAGGAGGUCUUAGGUUGAAUUUUUAUGACAAUAAUAACUGUCAGGGGAUUCCAUCGAAAAAAUCAACACCGUUAUAUACGCCGGUUGCUCAAAAUAAAUAUCGCACCUUACCUUUUCUGAAAGCGAAAAAAUCAGAUAUCAAAACAAAACAAACUGAAACUGCAGAAGAAACUCCAGUUUUGCAUCAUACACAGUCAUCAUGUGAACUUGAAAUUCAAAGUGAAGGUUGCUGCAGUCGUGUGAUGAACAAAUCCCCAGAUUUGUUAAAAAAGAUCGGAAAAGAAGAAAUAGAAAGAAAACUAAAAACAGCUGAAGAAGAAGUUGAAGAACUAAAAUGUGAAAUAGAAGUUUAUCAGAAAAGACUGGAUGCCAAAUAUAAAGCAAUAGCAAUAUUAAGAGAACAGUCUAAAAAGCUACAAGACUUUAGGGAGGUACAGAAGAAGAAAUCUUACAUAUAUAAUCAUUCAUUAGAACAGGAAGUAAAUAAGCUGCACUUUGAGUUGGACCAAAAGGAGGUAUCAUUGGAGAACAGUCAAGCAAUAUGGGCCGAGAGAUUUGACAAUGUAUGUAGAGAGAAUUCAUCAUUGACAUCUGUACUGGAGGAAAAAAAUAAGGCUUUACAGAAAGUGUCAGCACAAAAUAAAGGUUUAAGCAGAGAGCGAGAUGAGUUAUUGGCACUGUUAGAUGUAAAAGAAAGAGAGAGAUACAUGAAAACUUGUAGCAGGUCCUCAGAUGAUCAUUAUAGCAACUAUACUUCAGCUGAGAUUGCAGUUUUGGGAGCCUGUAAAUGUAGAGUUACUUCCCCUGAACCAUGUGGCUGUGCCCAUGCAGCAGCUCAUUUGAGACAAGAAGUGUCAAGAUUAAAAUCUCAGGUAGAAUCUCACAAGAAAAGGAAGAAAGAAGUGAUGUUAACAGUAGAUGCUUACAGACAGGCAUUUGAGGAACAAUUACAGAAAAAUAAAGUCUUCCUAUCUCAGCUAACUUCAAUGGCAGUACCAGGAACUAACAAGCUAGAUAGAGCUAAAGCUGUCUUCAGGUUCCUGUUGGAAACAUUAAAUGAUGAUGAUCUGAUGAGACGUACAGUUUCUAAUUCUAAGUUGGGUGUAUGUAUUGAGAAUGGUGAAGUUGAUAACAGACCAUUAACAGACAGAGAACUAGUUCUUGUUCUUACGCAAAUUCUGCAUGAGAGAAAUGAAGCAUAUGCUCACCAAAAAAUAGCUUCACAAGUUCUGGCAGAAAAAGUCCAGCAGUUGGAGGCACAGUUAUCUCAGCAGGAUGAAGUAUUUUCUUCCUGACAGAAUCUCAUCGUUUUUAUCGUCAUAUCAUAAGAGGGCAAAGUUUAUUCCUUACAAACUUUCGUAUAUUUCAUCAUUUUCAAAUGAAAAUGCAAUUUUACCAACAGACUUGUGGAUCCUAUACAUCAUGUUCACUAUAUCAGCAUAAAACAAAGUUUUCUAUUGGUUGAAAUUGGGUAAAAUGUGUAAAUUGUAUUUACUGGUCAGGUGGGACCUUUAAAAUGAAUUGUAAAGACACCUGCCUGUCUAAUGACUAUGUUGUACUUUUGAUGUCUUUUGGAUACCAAUGUCUCUAUAGUUACAGACUUAUUGAAAAGUUUGAGCAAUGGAGUUAGUUAUUUAAUAUUUUUUGACAUAUUGACAUCAUCCAUUGAAAUUUAGAUUUGAGCCAUACCUAUAUUUUUAGUCAAAAGAAGAUUUAUGCAAAUUUUUUAUAUGAGUUAAAUGUUGUUUUUUCUUGUUUUAUUUUAUUUUUUUUACUUGUUUGUUUGUUUGUUUGUUUGGGUUUUUUUUGGGGGAAAGGUUGGUAAUGCUGUGGCUGAUAAUUGAUAUAAUCAAAGUUUAUAAGAAAAAUGACCAGUUUUGGUCAAAUAGGUUAAUUAUGACAUUUAUAAAGUGCAAUCAACAUAAAAUUUAUAUUUCUGCAGUAACACAAAUAAUGACUCAUAUUAUACCAUCUCCUUUAGUCAUAACAUCAUUGUAGCCAUUUAUUGUCAGUCAACUUUUCUUCUUUAAUGUGAUUACAUACCCUUUUUACACAUCUUUUUUAUAGUGAGUGAGUUAUGUAAACUUAAGUCAGCAUCAGAAAAUGUAAUUCAUUUUAGUGAACAUAUUUAUCCUAAAAAUGAGAGAAAGGAAAUGCUAUUAUAUUUUCCUUACUGCUACCAUUUACAAGAAAAGGGAUUAAAAGAAAAUAAAAUAUUGAUUUUUUUUUAUUGUAUUCCAUCUAGUGGUCAAAACUUUUUGAUGUAUUCCAUAUUGUAUGAUCACACGUCUUUGAAAUUACUGGGCGAAAGUUGGCAUAAUCCCUUGAAUAUCUUAUUUCAAAAUUAUGUAAGUUCGGGGUCGCUUGAUAUUCUUGCUGAUAAAGUCAGUAUCAAAAACAAAAAUGCCAUUAUUCUAUAUAUGCAUACAUAAUAUUGUAGACUUAUCAAUAUUAGAAUAAUAGAAUAGUUUAAAAAAAGUUGUCAUUGUCAUCAUGACAAAAUAUGUGCUAAAAAGGAAAUUCUAUGGGACAACAUGUCAUUUAUAUUUUAAUUUAUAUGAAACAGUAAUUGUAUUGUCAUGUUGUCUAAUCAUAUUUGAUAUGUUAGGAAGGUGAUUUUUAUGUGUUUACGUUUUUGUAAGCACAAAAUCUGAUCAUACAUUCAUUGUAAUAAUUUUUUCUAUAUUAUACCUUGACUCUGUUGUAUUUUUAUACGCCCGUUUACGGGACGUAUUAUGGUAUACCAUAAUCCGUCUGUCCGUCCGUCUUUCCAUUCGUCCAUCAUCAACAUGUCGGACUAUAACUCAAAAACGCUUUAACCAAUUUGCAUGAAACAUCGGUGAAUUGUUUAUAUCUAUUGACGUGAGCUCCUAUUUGAUUUUUAUAAAUUUAGGAUUUUACAUUUCCGAGUUUUGGGGUUUUAUUCAUUAAAAAAGGGGGAUUUUCCAGUUUUCGGACAAUUACUCAAAAAUGCUUUGAGCAGUUUUCAUGAAACUUUGGGGACUGGUUUAUAUCUUUUGAAAAUGCGACGGGCGUAUCAUGUGGUCAUGGCACAGCGGUUUAUAUAUUUAAAAGCAAUAAUUUUUUUAACAGACCAAUUUGUGACCCAUUAACUGUCUCAUAUUUUUUAUGCCAAAAUAGAAAUGUAUAAUAAUUCCCAUAAAGUCUUCAACUAUAUGAACUUAAUACCCCCAAAAGGGCAUUCAAGGAAGUUAAAAUGGCAUUUAAAUAUAUAUUUUCCAUUCAAACCCAUAGAAUAUUAGAUUAAAAGCACUUCCCACACGUAGAAGAGAGGCAUUAUCCACAUGUGUAUUACAUCAAAGUGAUUAAGUUAUGGGAAUGAAGCUUAAGUCUUUUUGUACAGUAUGUCAAAUAAGUAUCAUGUAUUACAUCAAAGUGAUUAAGUUAUGGGAAUGAAGCUAAAGUCUUUUUUGUAAGGUAUGUCAAAUAAGUAUCAUGUAUUACAUCAAAGUGAUUAAGUGAGGGGAAUGAAGCUAAAGUCUUUUUUGUAAGGUAUGUCAAAUAAGUAUCAUGUAUUAAUUUACCGUUAGAAUGGUCAGCAUGAUUUCAAUAAUUUGUUUACCUUUGUCUUAUUCUUUUGGUGCAAGAUUCAGCAUUGAUAAAUUGUCAUAUUAUGUAAAGUUCACCCAAGUAUGGAUUAAUUCUAUAUUUUAUUUUAAUAAUUUCAUUUAUCUAUAUUUGCAAAGUUAUUCAUUUUUGUCAAAUAGCAUUUUUGUAAGGUUUGUGCCAUUUUAGAAUUUGUGAUUUAUUAAAUUUUUUUGUUUAGAAUAUUACUGUCUUUGCAAUCCAUUGCAAAAUUUGCAUUUUAAAACUUUGUAAAAGUCAAUCCUAGGUCAUACUCCAAUAGAGAACUAAAAUAAAUCAUUAUAAUAAGUAUCUAGACAUUGUUUAGGGUCAUGCACCAACAGAGAAAUAUAUAAACAUUUCCAAAUAACUCUGUGCAGUUUCAGCAGAAGCAGAUGAGAUCACCAUGAAAACAAUAAAAUGGAUAUCCUUCACAUAACAGUCAAUAUCUGUUCAACAGGAUGGAAGUCUACAAAGUUUCACAAUUUCAAUAUCUAACUUGAAUGCAAUGGGUUGCAAGUUUUUCUCAAGAAGGAGGAAAUAGUGUCGAUCAUUUUCGAUAAAUACGGCAACCUUGAAUAAAUAACUUUAGUGUUUUAAACUAUAUUUCGAUAAAGAUAAGAUAUAAGCAUUAUAUAAAUGUAAUGUUGAAGUUGAAGGUCACAAAUAGAGCAUUAUUUUAUAGAUAUUUAUUUAUACUUUUUAAGUUUAUUAAAACUAAAUUUUAUUUUAUUUACGUAAAUCUUGCCUUUUCAGGUGAAUUGAAAGUUUACUUGACACCUUGUCUUUAAAUAGACUAGUAGUAACAUGAAAUGUGCUGCAUAUAUAUAUAUAUUUGAAUGAUUGCCUCUCUGCAUUUUUAAUGUUUUCUGAAGUAUAACUUAGAUAUUAAAUUAUAUAAUCUGAAUAUAGAUUCUACCACUUUACCCUGUCAAUUACAAUAUUUAUCUUCUUAGGAAAACUUGUUUGUUUUAAGUUAAAAAUUGAAUUCAUCAAACUGAUCAGAACCACUUUAAAGAGAAAUGUCUUUACAUGUUUACUUCUUGAAAAUCAUGAAAAAAUAAUUACAUCAGAAUAAAACAUAUACAAUUUGAGUGGAAUUUGUAUCAACAAUAGAAUAAAACCAAUUUAUUGGUUGUUUGAAUUGAUAAUAUGUUAGCAUUCAAUUUGGGCAGGGGACAGGGCCUUUAAGGCACUUCAGUACCUAGAUUCUUUGGAUUUCAGUGGUGGAUGAAUUUUAGUCAGGUUGAAUUCCAUCAAAGUUUAUUUUGUAUUUUAUAUGGUUUUUGGUGAGUUUUUAAUAAUUUUUUGUAGCAGAUCAUUCCAUUAUACUGUUUACUAAUAUCUAAUUUUUUGGGGCAUUUGUUAUGUUUGCAAUUUUAACAGAUUUAUUUUCAUAUUUUAAGAAGAAAAUGUUUUCAUAUUGAUGUUUUGAUUCAUUUUCAUUUUCAGAAUAGAUUGUUUAUUAUAAACAGUAAUGAAAUCAAAACAAUUCAUUAGUAAUAUUCAAUGUUGUGUAUUGAUUAAAACUAUUUGUGAUUUGUACAUUUUGAAGUACAUUGGGUUUAUUUUGUUGUGUUAGUGUAAUGUUUUAGUCUUUUUUGUCUGUCUUCCAAUAUUUUGUACUUUAAAAAUGUAUUGUUAUAUUUUCAGGUCUUGUGUUUUUAUUUAGACCUUCAUAUAAUUCUUUAUGGAUUAACAUUGUGUACUUUUUGAUAAACAAUGUGUGGUCUAUAAAAUAUUUUUUUCACCAUUCUUUUUUGGUUGCAAAUAAAUUCUAGAAGUAAAUAUUUCCAUGCUUUUCUGUGAUUUUACUUUUGUAAUGGCAUACAAUUAGCAACCCUGUCAGAUAAUACCUUUUGGUUAAAAAAAGGGGAAAGAAUAAAAUUUUCACAGAUCUUCAAAAGCAAAAUUCAGUAUUCAAUGAAUUAUGAAGUUGAUAUGAGUGAGACAGAUUCUACCAUUGUAUUACAUCAGAUAGGACAUUUAUUUACUCUCAAUAUUUUUUUUCAAAUCGAGAAAGUACAUUUUGGGGCUUAUUUUAUCUAUGGAAAAAUAUAGAAUUUUUAAACAAAAUUAAGCAAAUAUUAGGAACACCUUUAGCUUUUUAACAUAAAGCACAUGCAUCACUCAAAAUAGUUUUUGCCAGCUACUAUAAAGAAACAUAAAACACUUUCUGUGUAAAUAUUUCUUCGGCCAAGGCAUGUGUUCAAUUUGAUAUCACAACAUGUUUGAAUGAAAAAAAUGCAAGAUUUUGUGAAUUUCACCAUUUUAGUGAAUUUAUUAUCAUUUCAAGGUACUUUAAUCCACGCAAAUCAAAACUGCAAUGUUUUAUCAAAGUACAAAGAUCCAAUGUUUAAUUUUGAAAAUUUGAUUAAUUUUGAAAAUUUGAUAAUUUUGAAAUUCCUAUGAUUUAAUGGCCAACUUGACCAUUUUGAUUAUAAUGUAAAUUGAUUGGUGUAUGAUUAGUUAUCAUUCUACUUAUGUGCAAUUAUCAUUUGAUAGUGAUAUAUUUAUACUUGAUGUUAUUAUAAUAAAAUAUUUAUUUGAA
Molecule: messenger RNA, 6268 nt
Organism: Mytilus californianus (California mussel)
Lineage: Eukaryota; Metazoa; Mollusca; Bivalvia; Mytilida; Mytilidae
Product: coiled-coil domain-containing protein 125-like
Exons: 11
Coding region: 60-1427 (455 amino acids)
Biological process (GO): negative regulation of Rho protein signal transduction; negative regulation of cell motility
Cellular component (GO): cytoplasm
Source: RefSeq, a predicted model, not a curated record